AUGUCCAUUUUGGCAGUGAUCAGAGAAGAAUACCAGCUUUACGUCGGUGGAUCUGGCCUAGAAUAUGCGGGAUACAAUGUCCCACAAGUACGUGUGGGAUAUCCUGCCAAAGGCCUUCUCCUGGUCCAGGCUGAUGAGGCAGCUCCCGAUGAGUUUUGCGAUGAGAUUCUGGCUGGUUCUCGCGAGAUCUGCGGGAGCCGGCCACCAUUUUGUUGCCUGUCCGUCUAUCUGUCUGUCUGUGUGCAGAAUAAAGUUAUGGAACCUGAGAUUUGGGAUAGUGAUGGAUGUACUACAUCUGAUUCAAGUGACUUGCCAGAUAUAGUUUCCUCUGAUGAGGAUUUUAAAUCAUGGUUUUCUCCAGUCGAACCACCACAGCUAAGCUAUGAAGUGUUGAUUCCUAAGAGGUGGUGUUAUCUGAGGAUGUCCGUAUUGAAGCGGUACUGUCACAUUGUGAAAGUUCAGCUCCUGGGCCCAAUUCUUUUUGGCAGACCUCACCUGGAUGAACGCUAUAGGAACUGGGCAACAGAAGCAGAGCUUGUCCAAUACAAACAUCGUGAUGAACUACGUGACCUUGAUCUCAAAGCACUGAAGAUAAUCGAUCUUCUGGAAUCUGCGCACAGGGCUCUACUUGUGUAUGCUUUGAAGCGGCCACUGCUGAAACAGUUUGUUCGUGUUGGUGAAAACCUUGACCAGUGUUCCACUUUGGAAGAGGCAAUACAAGUGGUAAAGCAGCAAACGAUUUUUCGGGAUGCCUGGAAGAUGUUGGCCUUUGGGAAUAAAAUGCAAGCAGCUGCAGUCCUUGCUCUUACUGGUCUUCAUUAUUUCCGUCAUAUAAAGCAAUAUUCUAUUGAUCAUAAUGAUCUGUUUGAGCAAUUUGAAGAUCACUGCUUUGAGGAAGAGGAGCGAGCAAAAGUAUUUCAGGAGCAUUGGGAAUCAGACAUGAAGAAGCAACAUUAUGAAGCGGCAGUAAAGUCUUUGAAUGAGGCAAUACGAGUAUGUGCAUUUAAUCAUUUGCUGUAUGAGAAGAGAUCUUAUUGCUAUUUCCAGUUGUGUCAAUACAAAAAAGCAUGGAGUGAUGCCAAAAGGUGCAUUGUUCUGAGGCCUCAUUCCAUAGAGGGUCAUUAUCUAUUUGCAGGAGCACUAUGUGGAAAAGGCUGGUAUACUCGUGCAUUGAAAGCUAAUUCUUUGGCAAUUCAAGUAUGUCAGUGGAAAGGGUUGAAUGUGAAGGGCUUGAUGGAACAACGAGAAUUGAUCCAAUUUGAACAAUUACUUUCAUCAGAAGAACAAGCGAUUGGGAAGUGGGAGAAAGAUGACCCCAGUUUGAAAGAGCAAAGCUGUGAUUCUGAGAGUUCAACAGUUGAAGAGGUUGAUGAGGAAGAUGACGUAUCGAGUGAAGAUGACGACGAUGUGAUUCCUACAGUAGAAUUUGUGGAUACUUGGGUCAAAAAUGCGAAGGAUAACAUGUACCCUGAAAAGGAGCAGAAUCAGCAAGCUGUACAUUUGGAUAUUCCUUUUUUGUCAUUGGACUUCAAAGCUAGCAGUUCUGACUCUGAAAAUGACAGUGAAGCCAAGUUAAAUCAAAGGCAUGAAUCAAAGAUGUCACCUGAGUGUGAUCAUUCUGAUUCCGAGUCAAAGUCCAGUUUGAAACAAAAUCAGUGUAAUUCUUUGGAACCUGGAAAGCUAGAAAAAAUAGCAGAUAUAUUUGUAACCAAAACUCUACCCGUUCCUUCCGAGGAUCUUGGAGAAGUGACAUUCCUACUUCCUGUAAAAGGUGCAUGCUUUUCCUCUGUGGAUCAUGAAACAGUUGUGUCAUCACCACCAAUGAAUCCUAAAAAGGACAUGUCCCCACUCUCGUUAUUCUCAGUAGCACACCGACCGUCUUAUGAAAGUGAUUUAGUGUCUGAGGAAAUGGAAGAAACUAGCAGCGAGAACAAGCAGCAUAUGUUGUGCGUUCCCAAGGAAGUACAGCAGGAACAGCACAGCAAACUGGAAAUGAGCUCCGAGGUAGAAGAAAGAUUGCUAAAAUGCAAACUUAAAGAAGCUUCUCAGGCACUGAUGGCAUCUCAUUUUAGAAAUGCCCAGGAGAACUACUUGAAUGCCCUGAAACUCAUAAAAGAAAAGAAAGUGUACAACUUGACUACCAUGGAGUACAUUCUUAUCGAGUAUGCGUGUGGACUGUCAUAUCUGGGAAACAAUUUAAUUCAGAAUAUUCUGGAGGCUGAGCAACACUUUAUGAAAAUUCUUGAAGAGUUCAAGGAGGAAGAUUCACGUCAUUUCAACUGCCUCUCGUAUUAUGGUCUCAGUCGAGUCUACCUCAAAUGGAAUAGGUAUAAAGAAGCGAGAUCAACUUUAGAGAAGUCUCUUACACUGGUCGAGAGUAAUUUAGUCCCAGGACUUCGAAUGUGGCCAGGCACAGAUACAGUAAUUGAAGAAACCAGGGAUGGGGUACUGAAAGAACUGUUGAAGUCCCUUCUUAAAGAGUGCUUGUGCUACCCACGGCCCGAUGCUGUCUGCCGUUAUGACCUCUGUUAUACCCAUAAUAAAAAACGUGACAUUUAUGCAUUCGAUCCCGACUUUAAGGGGUUUGUUCGAGUGCACUGCAACUACGAUUGCCGUACUGAGUACCACUUAUACUGCUGGAGACAGUGCAAAAUUAAAGAGCUCCAAGAUAGAGUAGAAAAAGAUAUUUUGGGUUUGGGCUGUCUUACCCCAGACUGUAUAGGGUGCAUCUGGAAAGUGGACAUUUUUCAGGACUCUCAACAAAAAACAAUCGAAUUUUUAAAGCCAAAAAGAAAUAAAACAAGUUACAACCAAGAAACUAAGGCGGCAUCCAGCAGUUUUAACUUAAAGAAGAUUACCAGGAAAAAAGAAAGGAAGUAUCAAAAUACAGGAAAACAACUGUCCAAUAUCCACCAAGAACAAACUGAUAUUUCGAACCGAAAACCUGACCAGAAUGUUAUGAAGGAUGAAACAGUUGGAGCCAGGAAGAAAGCAGGGAAAACUAAGGAUAUAGCACUUUUGAAUGAAUGGAGGAAGAAUGAUAAAAUCAGAAAUUUGAAAAAGACAGCGACUGAACAGAAUGAGAACAGUUAUGCACAUUCUGAGAUGACAGAUUAUUACCAAUGGGUGUCCAAAAAAGAAAAGGUUCAAAACUCAAACGCCAGUACAUACUUAGAUAAUGAUCUUCAAAAUAUAAAUAGCCCAAUAAAUUUGGAGUUACGUUUCAAUAAAAAGAAUAAAUGCAAAACUAAAGAACUUGGAGCAUCACAAGGCAAAGGUGAAGAACAUGUUACAGAGUCUACAGACUGUAACCUACUUCUAUAUAAAUCUCUCAGUCCAGUGAAUUCUCCACAUUCUAUCUGGUUAGCAAAGGAACAAGCAAGCUCGGAUGAUUCUUGUUCUAAAUCGCAGUCCUUAAAAAACAGCAGUGGAAGAGCUGAACAUAGUAUUGUCAAUAAGAAAAUAACGAUGAGUGAUGGUGCUGUGCUUACUGACCCUAUUAAACCUUUUGAAAGCAAAGAGAGGACCUUCUUGCAACUUUACCAUGAAAACAUUCACCUUAAGCAGAAUUAUGAGAAGUCACAAAAAUUGUAUGCUCGACUUUGUGAUGACACUCAGAGUGAAAUUAAAAUAUUCAAAGAAAAGCAUGAGCAACUUGUUUUCAAAGAGAAGAAAUUGAGGAAUGAGCUCAGAACAGUAAAGCUACAGAUGAAGGCUGAGAAAGAAAAGAAUUUUGACCAAAGGAAGUAUCAAUUACAAGAACUCAGUACACUACAAGAAGAACUUAAAUCUACAAAGAACAAUUUAGAAAGGUCUAAAAAAGCUACUCGUGAAAAUGAUACUGAAGUUCAGAAGAUAAAAGAAGAAAGGGAAAGAUGGAUCAAUGACAAGAAAAAAUUGCAGACAAUUUAUGCCACAAGAAAGGAAGAUUGUAGACAAUCAGCAAGCAGACUACUUUCCGUUGAGACUCAGAUUCAAGAAUGGAAAAAAUACACAAGAUUAUAUCUUCUGAAUCAGCUACUUCAAGAGGCAGUUGAAAAUAUGAAGUUUUAUGCUGCACACAAGAGUCGGUACAUUAAUUCUCCAGACAUCAUUGCUAUUUGUGACAUGUGGGAAAAAAGAAUGAAAGGAAUUCAAGAGCAAAUUGAUCUGGUCAAUGCUACAUCUUGGUCUCCGGAAGAUGGAAUAUAUAAUGACGGUGCAUUUUCUACUAAUUAUUUUAACUUUAUGCCAUCUCAAUACAAAUUUAAACAUCAAAAGUAUCCUGUAAAUCAACAAAGACUUUCACCAUCUCCUGUAACAGUUGAAAUGGGUCAGAAUGUUGCAGAAAGUGCCUGGUUUUCACGCAGAUCUAAGAAUAUAGGACUUGAUGCGAAAACAUUACUGACAGCAGAAAAAAACAACUACAGAUCAGCUGCUUGGCCACGCAGUUACUUAACGGUACCAACUAUGCAGCCUAAUUCAGCCCUUGAUUUGUUGGAUCUUAACCAGUCUGAUCUUGAACUAGAAUUUAGGAUGUUGGCUGGUCAAAACAUGUCAUUUCCUCUUCAUCUUGCUAGUGGUGGUUUGGAAAUGCAUGAUGUCUCAACUGAAGAAAAAUCAUCAACAAUCCCAGAUAAUUCUCUUGGCACAUUACAGACUUCACAUACCUCAGAGAAUCUUCAACAUCAUUUAUUUGAACCUUCUGACUUGACGGCUGAACCCUUUAACAAGCCCUUCAAACAUUUACAAUCUGCACAUGCAAUUGUUAAGCCCAAGAAAGACUUCCAGGCUUUACACACCCAAAGGCCACUUGCUGGAGCAUCCACCACCACCAAGUCACCACUUGGCAGGGGGUUAUCUGCUCUUGCUGAACCAAGAUUAUUGUAUCAUGCAGUAAUGGAACAACUUUUCUUCAAAUUCCCUACAAUAAACGCAGAUGUAUUUCAUUCACUUAUUAAUAAAGUGAAAGAUGAAAAUAAUGGUACUCUGUUAGGUUUAUCUGUCAUUGACCUGGUCAGGCAAGUUUCUCACCAUGUUGUUCAGGGUACCUAUCGAGAAAUGACAUAUCCUUCUGCUUCAGAACUUUUUCCAUUUCGUUCCAUAGACUAUGAAAAUCCUUUUCUCCCCAGCUAUCCUACUCUACAACCUGAUCUGUCACCAGCAAGACCAGAUAGAUUCAGUGGCCUCAUGUCUGCAAGUGCAAAUCCUUCAUGUUUUGAAUCAUUACCUCUUGGAGAUUUGCUGGAGCUGGAAGGCAGUUUUGAUGGCCUUUAGAGUUGAAGAAACAUCAGUUAAAUUUGAACAUAAGAUUUGUAGCGUAAUUAUGUUUGCUGCUGCCUAACAAAUGCUGUUCUUUUGAAAUUUCCAUGCAACUGAAACAAUCUGAAAUUUUUCUACCAUAUUUGGCUUCUCCACUUAUAGGUACAAAUAAUGAUAAAAUUGACUGGUUGAAAUUUCAGUUGAUUAUAAACUGCAAUUGCAACUUUUAAUAAAUUGAUAAAACAUUUUUUUUCAAAAGGAACAUCACUUUCUAUUUAACUAUUGCUAUGAUGUUGCAUCGAUCAGAAUUAAUAAGAGUGAAAUUUAUGCUGUGAAAAUCUACGUUUGUGUUUGUAACAUAAUGAUCUGAUCAGAAUAUCGUGCGUCCCAUUUUUUAUGCAUUAUGACAUUUCUAUUGGAUAAACUGCGUUUCUAAAAAUAGAAAAUUCAGGCAUUACAAAGCACUUCAACACUGCAGUGAAUCAACACAAGAUGAAGCUGUCCUUUAGCUUUUCAGAAAUAUAUUUUAUUGUAACACACCUUUAAAAAGGUAGAUCAGGUGAAUACACUGCAGUUACUGACAAAACUAGAGUGAGUGUGCUUUUCUGUUUGACCCAAAGCACAAUGAAAAUGACCUGAACAGCAGGGAGAUCACAUACAGAAGUAGUCAGGGACACAAUAUUAGAUAAGUAUUUAAAUGAAUAAAAUUAUAUGGAGUUUGCUACCAUCAGAAUGCUACCAUCAAGCUAGAAGGAUGACUGUUUAUUACAUAAAUGGGUAAUAUAUGAAUUUCAGUGCCACUCUGAUGCUAAAUAUGGGCAGUUGCAUACCUAGCAUCCUAAAGAUUGGCAGAUUGUAUUAAACAGUGUGUCCCUUCAACUUCACAACAGGCAAGAUACUUACCAUGUCUAAAAAGCCAUAUUUGCUCAACCCUAAACAGAGUGUAUAAUGUUAUUCUGUGUUUGGGCAACAUUUGUGAAAUAAUCCUGAAUAUUCAGAAACAUGCUCAUAACCAAUUUAAUAUUUUCAGCCUGGAAUGCAGUGUGGCACAUUUGUGUGGACUGAAAAUUAAAUAUUAAUGCAGAGGUCCCUAUUCUUUAUAGUCACAAUGUAUGCACAUGGAGUUUGUUUCACCUGAACAGUAUAAGUCCUGACCAUUCUCUGGUUCAUGCCUCAAGGCAAUACAUUGAGCAACGAGAAUCAACUCAUUGGUUCAGAUUGAAUGCUUGACAGUUAAUGGUUAGUCAUCACCUGACUGGUGUAUGCUGCAUGGCAAUACCUCUAACAAUUUAGAACCUACUUGCCAACUAAUAAGCACACUCUGCUGAUAUGGUAUAAACGUGUUCCCCUCUACAUUGAUAUUCUUACAAAUUGUCCCAGUAAGUGCAAGGUGAAAACUUUGACAAAAUUCAAGUUCUGUAUUACAAAAUAACUAAUUAAUAAAAAGUAAUUACUUUUCACCUUAACUACGGAGUAAGAACAGCAAUCCUGAAAGUGAAUUUGAAGAGCAAAAGAUAAAUAUAUGAAGGGACAAGAGAAUGUAAAAUAAUGUUGAUAUCACUAGGCUAAACAGUGCCUGCGUUGCACCUUUCUAACUGUUUUAUGUUUCUGUAAGAAGUAUUCCCUCAACUGUAUAACUUAUGAUUGAAAAUCACAUAGUGAUUGAUUUUCUCCAAUAUUGACAGCUCUUAAUGCAAAGCAUUAGGCAGAUUCUGCCAGUUCAGGCCAGGCAAGCUCGCUAGCAAGAGAACUGGUAGGAAUUGGAGUUUAUGAUGAAAAAUAGACCUCCCAUGUCUCAAUCCAUUUGAUCCAAUUCAGAGUUUAUGGUAUGGAUUUCCAGAGCAAAAUACUGAUAUUACAAAAACUCUUAUUCUGAAAAUUCUCAAAAUUAGUACUGUUGGGGAAAAAAAAAUCAAUUAGGAAAAAAAGAGCAAAACUAGCAUAGUCCCUGACUCAUAUUUACAGGCUUAUGUGCUUUGUGAAACUUUUCUGUCAUUUCCUAUGUGGCUGGUUGAAAUAACUCCAAGUACACACCCACAUGCUUUCAAAUGAAGUGAUAAAUGUUAGGUUAUUCCAGAAUACAAAUUACUGGUUAUAACUUUGUGGCUAAUAACUCAAAACGAUCCUGAUCCAUCUGACCGUGUCAGUUUCUUUCUGUUUGAAAUGAUGUGGCGGUGCUGAUGUUGGACUGCGGUGGAUGAGGUCAGAAAUCUCAACACCAGGUUAUAGUCCAACAGGUUUAGUACACCCUCAUCACUGGUGUGACACUUUGAUCUUUUACUUAUAAAUUCUGUGUCUAAUACUACCCCUCUCACUAACACCUCAAGGAGGAGUGAGGCUCCGAAAGCUUGUGUUUGCAAAUAAACCUGUUGUAUUAUACCCUGAUGUUGUAUGAUUCCUGUUUGAAAUGUUGACGUACGCAUUAAGACUCCUAUGAGCCAUGUAACCGUGUUCGUCUGCUUACUGUGUUUCUUAAUCCUAUUGCCAUUAGUUUACUUUUUGUGAAUGUUGAUCUUCUGUGGUUACUAAUAUUGAUUCAGUACAAUUUAUUUUUCAUCUAGCUCCUCAUGACACUUCUCGAGGCUCAUGUCAUUCACCUACAUGCCACAAAAACUGCAAAGGUUUAUAGAGUGACAAACAGGCAUAUCUGUGUAUCAUGUUGACCAGUUUGCCGUGUGGUUGCCCUUGGUGUUAGUCGUCUUUAAUAUUAGGACAAGUACUUUCAAGAAAGAAUGCUUUUACUUUUAGUUUCAUUUACUUGGUGACAUGCAUGUGAGGACAUGCCUCUCAUUCCAACAUUGUCAAGAUGUGGGUGGAGGUUAAUGCAUGGCAGAAUUUUCUAAGACUCCUGUCACCAGUGUGCUCAGCACAAAGUUGUCAUAGUAAUUGGUAGGUUGUAUAUGAGUUCCAGUGCAUUCAUGCUAAUGGUCAAAGGGGCGGUAUGCAAAAGAAAAUAAACAUUUUAGAAAUCUGUACUUUAACAUAUGUAAUGAAUUGCCGUGCGAGUAACUAUGCUGGUUGGCCUUCUGACUCAUUAGAAUUAGACAGCAUGUAUCGUGAAUAGAUUUUGUUGCCUAUGUGCAGAAGGUUCCUUGAGAUCCCACAUUACGAUGAUGUAAAUGACAAGAAAAUAGGUUGAACGGUUGGAUGUGUAUCAACUUUCGGAGGAGAUGAAAGACGGACUGGAAUUUGCAGAACUUGCAUGGAAUGUACAUUGUAUACAUCAAGAAUAUUAAAAAGUCAUUUGGUGGUACAGAACCUGCUUUGCUGUAUAAAGAAAAGUUUAAAGAUUUUCAUCUUGUACUCAGUACAAUUGGCAAGAAUACCAAUUCCAGGGGAAACCAACAUUUAUAAGGUAGAGAACAUUGGAGCAGGAGUAGCCUACAUGGCCUUUGGAGGCUCUUCUGCUGUUUAAUAUAAUCAUGACUGAUUAUCCAACUCCGUACUCUAUUCCCACUGUCUCUCCAUACCUUUUAUCCUUUAGACCUAAGAACUACAUCUAACUCCUCCUUGAAAGCAUUCACUGCUUGGUCUCAACCACUUCCUGUGAUACAGAUACAGGAGACUCACCCCUCGCUGGUGAAGAAAUUUUUCCUCAUCUCAGUCCUAAAUGGACAUCCGGAACACCCUGUGUUUACCUUGUUCUGUUCUGUUAGAACUUUAUAGCUUUCUAUGAGAUCCUUCCUUGUUCUUCUAAACUCCCAGUGAGUAUAGCCCAAACCGAUCAAGUCUUUCAUAUGUCAGCCCUGCCAUCCCAGGAAAAGCCCUCAAAAAAAGAGGUAUGAAGGGAGAAUGCUAAUUGGAUGGCAAGUGGACUCUGAUUGCUCGUGGCUUUGCUUUGGAGAAUGCACUCAUUCAUGGUGAUUGACAAUUAACAGCCAGACAUUGUUCAUAUUUUAAACCAGGCAGGUUGGCCCUGGGAAAUGAUCCAGUAAAUGGCUGCAACCUACAUUGUUGAAUUGAAAUGAAUGCAGUGUGUGUACAUGUUUGUUCUUUGUUUCUAACCAGGGGGUAGCUUCAAAAUUAAAGCGUCCAAUGAACAUUAGUAGUCAUGUAGUAAUUAUGUUUGGAAUUGUUUGAACUGGCAAACAUCCCAGCUUAUGGAAUUGCUCUGGUGGGAGAAAGAAAAUCAAUUUAUAAUGGAAGUUGAGUUGUUAAAUCUGUUAUCCAAUGUAUGCUUGAGAAGAUGCCAGACUUGGUCUGAAAAUUGGAGGACAACAAUAUUUUUCCACAUUUGUGUAAAUUUAAUUCCCUACACAAUGCACCCGAUAUACAACUGUGAUUCUCCUGUAUAUAUCACAGCAAUGGUUGGAUUUGUGUAGCUCUGAAUUGCGUUCUAAGUGUUUGAGAGUUAUAUUACUCAAUUAAGAAAAAUGUUUUAGGUGAAUAGGUAUGACCAUAAUAUAGCUUAUAUGACACCUGAGAUGUUUAUUGCAGCUCACUGUGACAUGAUGUCUGUUUAUUUAGGCUGAAGAAUACAAUGUGUUUGUCCAUGAUUAUACGGAAAUCCAAGUAUUUGGCUACUUGUAUAGUCUAUAUGAAAAACCUAGAGUAAAACAAAAUAGUAAACUGGCUCGCUUUCAUUUGUGUGGUAUUCUGCCUGUAUGUAUAUUUUCUUGAAGUUAUUUUGAAAGGCUGCGGUAAACUUUGUAAUUCUCACCAUAUAUUUUCAAAUUAAAUUUUACAAUUGAUGACUAUA
This is a messenger RNA of Rhincodon typus (whale shark), 9940 nucleotides long. RefSeq lists its product as uncharacterized. Lineage: Eukaryota; Metazoa; Chordata; Chondrichthyes; Orectolobiformes; Rhincodontidae. Gene Ontology annotation, molecular function: protein binding. Bases 1 to 5256 code for a protein of 1751 amino acids. The record is from RefSeq and is a predicted model, not a curated record. The transcript is spliced from 40 exons.